GAAAUUGCUCAAUGGCAUGUAAUUUUCUGAAACUUGGCGACAUUGUAUCCACACCAAACAUAUCCCUAAAUCCAUUUCUCUCGAGCAAUCUUUGACUUCAAUUCUCUAUCCCCCGAAUUCCAUUUCACUUCCAUACACAAAUUUCUGAAAUGUCGGGGGCUUGUUCGAUCCCCUUUGCCAAGAUCAAAAUCCCUCCGCCUUCCUCCUCGCCGGCCGCCGCCGUUUCUCCCUCCGCCUCCGCCUCCUCUUCCGCUUCUUCAUCCUCCCCUCACACUUCCCUCCGAUUCUCCUCCUCCAAGCCUUUCGUCUUCACCAUUAGGAGCUCUCAGACCGAAGGCCCUCUUCGGAGACCCGCGGCUCCUUCUCUCAGAGAGCCGUCACCGCCUUCGCCGUCUUCGCCGACGCCUCCUCUCAAGCCUACUCCUCCCCCGCAAUCGCCUCCGUCGCCGGUGUCUCCUGUUGUGAAACAGGAUAAUGUGAUUACAUUGGAGUUUCAGAGGCAGAAAGCUAAGGAGCUUCAGGAGUAUUUUAAGCAGAAGAAGCUUGAUGAAGCUGAUCAGGGACCGUUCUUUGGCUUCAUCGGGAAGAAUGAAAUUUCCAAUGGGAGGUGGGCUAUGUUUGGUUUUGCUGUUGGAUUACUGACAGAGUAUGCAACUGGUUCAAACUUUGUUGAUCAAGUAAAGAUCCUUCUCUCAAAUUUUGGGAUAGUAGAUCUCGAAUGACACGACAUACAAGGUCGAUGUUGCUAUAUUUUUCCAAUUUCUGUAAUUUAUGUAUCUACAUCCUGUAAUUCAUCUGAUAGUCUUCAUGAGAGUUUUGUUGUCUGAUACACUUAAUUGCCAUUCAAGUGUGUGCUCCUUGCAAUACUUACUGUUUUUCUGUUAUAUAUAAAGUCUUCAUUUUCUUUACGAGUCUGUAAUUCACUGGGAGCAUUUAGCUAUUCAAACCUUGCUAAACUUCUUUACCUUCAUUCAUUGAAGGUUACGUUUACAUAAUAAUAACCUUGAAAAUACGAUACGUUUCUUCUCA
Messenger RNA from Benincasa hispida (wax gourd), 1029 nucleotides. RefSeq names its product one-helix protein 2 (gene OHP2). Lineage: Eukaryota; Viridiplantae; Streptophyta; Magnoliopsida; Cucurbitales; Cucurbitaceae. Gene Ontology annotation, cellular component: chloroplast thylakoid membrane. The record is from RefSeq and is a predicted model, not a curated record.